Molecule: messenger RNA, 3257 nt
Organism: Pieris rapae (cabbage white)
Lineage: Eukaryota; Metazoa; Arthropoda; Insecta; Lepidoptera; Pieridae
Product: leucine-rich repeat flightless-interacting protein 2
Exons: 8
Coding region: 582-1976 (464 amino acids)
Biological process (GO): regulation of DNA-templated transcription
Source: RefSeq, a predicted model, not a curated record
AGAGCAAAUUUCCCUGUGGAAAAGGCUCACCAACUGGUAGGGGUAACGAAUGGUAAUUUUUAUUAUGGACCGAGCCUUAAUCUACAGUAAAUAAUUGUAACGGUGUGAUUACGAAAGUGACAGUCGCGGUUUAACGACAUGACGCGUAUUCAGACAGUAGACGAACUCCGUAGACGCAACACGUGUGAACCUUUAAAAUAAAAAUAUUUUUUACGUCGUUAAAGUGGUUUUUUAAAUUGUUUGUGACGUUGAGAAAAUCCAGGAAACCUGCGUUUAUUUACUCGUUUAAUUAAUGGACACAAUAACAUACACGGUUUCUGUGUCGGGUUUAUCGCUGAAAACCGCAAACAAUGGCUAUAUCGAGAAUCGAUAUAGUAAUAAAAGUGGAAUGUUGAUUAGAUAACAAAUAAACUUAUGUUUUAUCGUGGCCUCGGCGCAGCGCAAAAGAAAAUCGUCUGCAAAUUGCGCCCAUCCUUUCCAAGUCGCAUGCGGGAUUGCAGCGUAAUUGUUUGUACGGGGGAAUGUGAAAACAAAGUGUAAAUAUUGCCUUAACGGAAUGUGUGACAGUGUGUGCUCUUAUCAUGGGUAACAGAACAGAGAUGGCUACUCCUGAAAAUACAGACGAUGAAAGCGGCGAAGCCUUUACUGACGGUGACUUUGAGGACUCCGAAGAUGAACCAGUUGAACGUGAAGUUGAUGCUAAAAUUGCAACAAUUCCUGUUAAUGACACUGUUAAUACAGCUAUAAACAACGAUGCGAAUGAACUCGAUGGAGAUAUUAAAAGUGAGAAUGGUACUGAUUGCGCUGUGCAAAGUGAUGGAAUGAUGGAUGCCCGGGAUUCUGAUGAAGAAAAUAAUAAUAGCCCAUCUUUAAUUGGCAUUCUCGGAGAUCAGCAAACUCAUGCUGAGCAGCGACUGGCGGCGCGACGGGCUGCGAGGGCAGAGGCACGAGAGAUACGCAUGAGGGAAUUGGAGAGACAGCAGAGGGAACAGGAGGACCAUGCUGAUAAAGCUUACGAUAUGUAUGCAGAAACUGUGGGACGUCGUGGUGCAACCAGACUAGCGUCCCUAAGUCCGGCGGGAUUGCACUCGCCAAGGCGGAGUUCGGAGGAUUCUGACGAAGUACUCAGUAUUAAGGAUCUGAGGUACGAAUUAAAAGAGGUGGAGGAGAAAUUUCGCAAAGCGAUGAUAUUGAACGCUCAGUUGGACAAUGACAAAGCGGCGCUUGGAUAUCAGUUGGAGCUGCUCAAAGAUAGAAUAGAAGAAUUGCAAGAAGAGUACGCGCAGUUACAGCGGGAACACAAAGAGAAAUGCUCCGCCCAUGAGCGUCUAAAGCGCGACCACGCCACCGUCGAAGGCGAGUUGACGUGCGCCCGUGACGCGGUACGUGCACGGGACGCGGCCGUGGAGGGCGCGGGCUUCACGUUCGUGGAGUCGGGGGAUGCGCAGGCGCAGGGCUUUGGCGCUGUGCCCCCUUUGGCCCUGGUCUCGCAUCACUCGCACGCCUUGCUCGAGGACGGAGGAGAGGGCACGCUCGACGUCCGGUUGCAAAACCUCGUGAGCUCCAAGCAGGGUUUGGAGUCGGAAGUGCGGAAACUAAAAUUACAACUGAACGAAGAACGAGCGGCUAGACAAAAUGGCGUCGCAUCACACCACGACUUGGAUUAUGAGAAUGAAUUGGAAACCCUAAGAAAAUCAGUAUCGGAAGCGAAAGGGCGGGCGGCACGAGCGGAAGCGGAAGCGGCGUUACAAGCGGGCGCUGUUGCGAGACUCGAGGCCCAGGUACAGAGGCUGAGAGCUCGGCAGGACCAUCAGGACGAGCACGAGGAGAUGCUUAAACAGGAGAGGAGGAAGCUGCAGAGAGAGGCACGUGAAGCCCUCAACCGAGUUGAAGAAUUGGAGACGGAGAACAAUCAUCUAACAAAACGGCUAGACAAACUGAAGAAUGCUAAGUCAGCACUACUCAAGGAGCUGUGAUGAUGGCUACACCCACCAUAUAUGUAGUAACUAUACCAUCAUUAUAGAGUAACUACCGAACAAUUUUAAUGGAGCCUAAUUUUCACUUUUCUUUAUUCAAUUUACCUGAAACUAUUAAACAAUUUAAGAUAUAAGUUUAUACACACAGAUGUGAGAUAUUUGUAAAGCAUUUUAUUAAUUAAGUGUCAUUGUAAACUUUAUUUUCUUUCAGUUGAUUUUUCAUACUAUGUUUCAAAUUUCAAACAAUAUACAUACUUGAUUACCAAUUAAAUUAUAUAUAUAAAUAGCAUUUGUAUAGAAAAAGUUUAAUUUUUCAUAAAAACCAAUGAGUUGACGACGAUGAUCUGUCUCAUUUCAUCACAGCGUAGAUACAAUUUGACGGAAAGAGACAAGACUAUUUCAGUCAAAAUAUUGAAAAUAUAUUGAGUUUUACAAAGAGAGCGAUCUCCUGGUUAUUGGGCGCUUAAAAAGGAAAUAAUUUGACAAAUUUUAAUUGUCAAUGAUUGGCCCUGAAGCCUUGUUUGAUUUAACAAUAAAAACUUAAAAAUUAUUACAUUGAAAUAUUAUGAGAGUGGGAUUUCUAGGAACGCUUAGCAGCAAAAAUUGUAACACAUGAUUUUGACAUUCAGGAUUCCAAGUUUCGGUUUGUCUAUAGACCAUCUAAAUUUUUUUAGUCUUAACCUUUAGACCGUUUCUCAAUCGGGGGUCGCGACCCUUGAGGGGUUGAGUUUGUUUUAAAAGGGUCAUAGUAUGUGGAAAAAUAAUAAACUCAAACAAAAAUUCGUGAAAAAUAGCGCGCUAUGUAUAUAUUAUUAUAAUUUUACGGUAAAAAAACUUUUUGCCGUUUCCGUGGGUCGUGAUAAACGAUGCUAUAGACUAUACGAAGCGCCAACACUAAGAAAUUGACAGUGUGUACUUUCUUGGGUAGAAAUUUUAUUGCAUUUAUAACAUUUUUAAUUUCUAUAAUCUGUUAAAAAAAAUUGUUUUCCAAUGUUAAUAAAAUGUCACAAUUGUAUCAAGCAUUAUUUAAAACUGUAUUUUUAUUUGUAAGAGCAAUCAAUAGGUAAGUUGACGUUUGGUGCAUUUUUGUAUUUUUAUUAAAAUUAAUUACAGAAUCAGAUAACAAUAAAAAAAAUAUUUAUCCAUUUUUUCUACGUAUCAAAUAAAUUUAAGUACUGCAACUACUCCUCCGCUGUGAUAAAAUGUCGAUUUUUAAUGUCAACUGACCUAGUAUUGACUGGACUAUCAAAUAAAUAUACAGAGAUGAUUUGUUGGACGACU